This is a messenger RNA of Ochotona curzoniae (black-lipped pika), 1068 nucleotides long. RefSeq names its product mitochondrial ribosomal protein L2 (gene MRPL2). Bases 55 to 1005 code for a protein of 316 amino acids. The transcript is spliced from 7 exons. Gene Ontology annotation, biological process: cytoplasmic translation. The record is from RefSeq and is a predicted model, not a curated record. NCBI's taxonomy places the organism in Eukaryota, Metazoa, Chordata, Mammalia, Lagomorpha, Ochotonidae. Gene Ontology annotation, cellular component: ribosome. Gene Ontology annotation, molecular function: structural constituent of ribosome; RNA binding.
CCUGCAGAAGGCAGAAGGUGGCGCGCUGAGUCCACCGGAGUGUGGUCACCCAGCAUGGCCUUGAGUGCCCUGACCCGCGCUAUGGGCUCCCUGAGUCUGGGGUCUCCAGCUGUCACCCACUCCGUCCAGAAUCUGUUCCUCGCCUCCCAGGUGAUCAGCAGUGCCGUCCUCCAACUGCCGCCCACCUUGCUGUUCCCCUCCUGCCGCCCAUUCGUCACUUCCACAGCCCUUCAUGCCAAGUUUGUUUCUUGGAAGAGUCGUACCAAGUACACCGUAGCACCUGUGAAGAUGAGGAAGACAGGGGGCCGCGAUCAUACAGGUCGCAUCCGAGUGCAUGGCAUUGGCGGGGGCCACAAGCAGCGCUAUCGUAUGAUUGACUUUCUGCGUUUCCGGCCAGAGCAGGACACUCAGCCUGGCCCGUUCAAGGAGAAGGUCAUCACAGUCCGCUAUGACCCUUGUAGGUCGGCAGACAUAGCCCUGGUGGCUGGGGGCAGCCGGAAGCGCUGGAUCAUUGCCACCGAAAACAUGCAGGCUGGAGAUAUUCUCCUGAACUCUGACCGCAUAGACCAGAUGGCAGUUGCCGCCCAGGAAGGCGAUGCGCAUCCUCUUGGGGCCCUGCCUGUGGGAACCCUCAUUAACAACGUGGAAAGCGAGCCAGGUCGGGGAGCCCAAUACAUCCGAGCUGGUGGUAGAGCUGCAUUUCUCUCCUCCCCAGGAACGUGCGGCGUGCUGUUGCGCAAAGUGAAUGGGACAGCCAUCAUCCAGCUGCCCUCCAAGAGGCAGAUGCAGGUGCUGGAAACGUGCAUAGCAACCGUGGGCCGAGUGUCCAAUGUUGAUCAUAACAAACGAGUCAUCGGCAAGGCAGGUCGCAACCGCUGGCUGGGCAAGAGGCCCAACAGCGGGCUGUGGCAGCGCAAGGGGGGCUGGGCUGGCCGAAAGAUUCGCCCGCUGCCCCCCAUGAAGAGUUACGUGAAGCUGCCCACUGUCUCUGCUGCCCAAAGGUGACAUCCUCCCCAGUGUACACCCUGGCUCUAAUAAAACGGCCCCUUUUCCCUCGUUUUCAUCCUU